Molecule: messenger RNA, 1281 nt
Organism: Fomitopsis serialis
Lineage: Eukaryota; Fungi; Basidiomycota; Agaricomycetes; Polyporales; Fomitopsidaceae
Exons: 4
Coding region: 1-1281 (426 amino acids)
Source: RefSeq, a predicted model, not a curated record
AUGGGGCAGCGGAGAAUCGAUCCCCUGGCGCACUUCAGGAGACCCAUUCUCCAGGCCGCACUCGGUGCCCAGGAGCCGCCCUUCGCUGACCACUACGCUACGUCGCAUGAUCCAGCAGAACACGUACCACGAGUAUCUCGGCGUCCCCAGGGAGAUGUCGCCGAGCGUGCAAGUCGGGCGAGGGGAGGAGCCCAACGGGACGCGACCGACUCGGAGGGACAGCCGGGCUGGAGCGCCAUUAAUUCUGCCAGAGGGAUCGAGGAGGCGGAGGCAUCCGGAUCGACGCGUCAAGCUGCUUUGAACGGCGUAGUGGCGCCAUACAAGGCAGAGAGUCCAUCUUCCGCUCCAUUCCGUUCGAGUCCGCCCGCACCGUCGGUUCCGGCGAAACACCACCUCACGCUCACUAGUGGCACUGCUGACGACGCCGUGUUGGGACGUUACACCCGCCAUGCCUUCCGUAGCUCUCAGCUGAACACUAAGCGGUCCGCUCCUGUACUCAAUCGAGGCUGGGGACCAUCCCACAUCGGAAAGCGCGCUGGAUGGGGAUCACAAGGAGCUACGCACGAGAGCGAUCUCCAUGCGGAUCCGCGGGACAUCGGCGACUCGGGGAACGCGGACGCUCCGGACGAGUCGGGGAGCAUCCUUGACUCGGGUGACGACUGGGUCAGUCUGCGCUCGGCUAGAUCUCCUCUCGUUCAUGUCAGCCCGGGCAGCCAACGUUCCGCUGCGUCCAGCUCGACGCUUGACGAAGCCACUCUGCGGUCGCAUGCGCGGCCGUCUGUUGGCGGUGGUAGUUUCUGGCAGUUCUCCCCUCUGCUUCACGUACCGCCCGGGGAUGCCGCACCUCACAGCCGCCCUGCUCCUGCCAUCAGAGCCGCCGCUCCCACUUCCGAGGUGAACGUCGGGAUGUCGUUCGACUUCGGAUCCGAGACGCGCCCUCUGCGACUCGCGGCCCAGGAUGACGCGGUGCCCGUGCGCCCACCCGCCGCGCUGCAGCUUUCGGGCUUCGACGCGGAACCGCGGCUCGACUCGGGGACGCCGAGCGCGGGAUGUCCGUUCUUCGAGCCUCGGUGGCACUACACGCGUCGCGACCGCGACGGCAACACUGUCAGCGUGCGCGCUCAGACCGCCUCCCUCGCUCCGGUUCUCUCGACGGCGGGCUGUCGCGUGCACCCCUCAAGGCUGAACACCAUGAGGCACUGCGUCCUGGACAUCCAGUACGCUGGGGUGAAAGCUCAGCUGGCCGUCUUCUGUAGGCGGCAGGCCGCCACGGACGUUUGA